CUCCUUCUGGCGGUGUCACUUUCGUUUCUCUGUGUCUCCCAUUCCCAGACUUUCGUUGGGUCUCUGCUGAACUGCCUUUCGUUCUGUACCGGGCGGGAUGAACUCUCGGAACCACCGAUCGUCACCACGGUUUACUCAACACAUUUGACAAGAUUCUCCACAUCUCUCAGUCCCUGGUCUCCUGAUAACCGGUGCACAUCCCAACUCUCGUUGUCCUCGCACCUAUCAGUCGUUUCCAGAUUUCUAUCCUCGACUUGCCUUGACAUCUGCCAUAACCGCCUAAAUGUCCAAUGCAUAGACUCCUUACCACCCUGUAACACUUGGGUCCAGCCAGGUUUCAGAAUCACAUAUCCAGCUUGAUAACGCGAAGACAUCCACUCGGAGGAUUACGUACACCCCAAUUGCGAGGAGCUGGUCCAAUGGCAAGCGCUGAGGCCAGCAGAUAUCCUCAACCGCUGCCUUCCCCUCCCCCCGUCUAUCUCCGCUCGUCCCCUUCCAUUCUCUCCUCGCGACACGAAACUCCCCGGCGACUUAGCUCGCAUCACCAGUUGAAUAUGGUUUCAGCGCGCGAACCAUCUCCCGCGUCUCAAUCGCCACCGAUCGAUGAAGGAACGCACCCGCCCGUGCCUGUGCCUCGGGUGCGGAUCCAUGGAGAGGGAGACCAGCCCGUCCAGAACUUCCACGACGACGAAUACACUUUGUCACUUACGGGCGCUGCGUUUUCCGACUUGGCGCUUACCGAAAAAUCCCCGACGCACGGGAAAGAGGCGGAUAAUGCGUCGCCACGUGAGGGGGAAUUAUAUCGAGCUCCGCGGAUCCCGGAGCCGAUAGCCUACGGACACACGCCCACGAGUAGCGGCUCGUGGUCCGUGGUCGACCCCAGCUCCAAAGAACAGCCCGACAGCCUGGUGAAUACCAGCUCAUCCUCCUUGGAUCAAGCAGCCCCGAAGGAGAGUCAGAAUGACUCGUCGCGGGAAAGUCUAGACAGCGUCGCUGAGACACCCGAGGUGUAUGAGCCCUUACACUAUCACCAUCGACCCUACGAGGUCCCUUCACAGCCUGCAGCGACCGGGUCGGGGGAGAAUGUCUCGGGGACGAAUGGCUAUUUGAGUGCCAGACCCCGACCACGAUCGACGUACUCGUUUACUUCCAGCGUGGGCGAAGGCCGUCACCGGUCUCCGCAUCUGUCCCCCUAUCUCCAGGGGCGAUCAUCGUCGAGAGAGUCCGUUUCCUCACCCGACGUUCGGCCGUUGUCGUUUGUCGAUCAACUCAAUAGCCACUAUCCCCAACCUGGUCCGGCCCCUGUGCAAUUCGGAAACUCCCAGCUCCAGUCGUCGGUCGGAAAUAACGCUUCGCUGCUAAGCCACAAGCAAACUUUUGACAUGUACUUGGCCAAUGUCAAGAAAACGGACAACCCUGCCGUGCAGUAUGAGUUUGCGCUGUUUAUGGUCAAUGCUGCGCUGGAUAUGCCGCCAGACGGGCCUGGUGGCGAUGCAUCUGCCGUGUACGGGCAGAAGGCCUCGGAGAUCACUCGGGCUGGACUGCUGAAAGAGGCGAAGUCGAUCCUGCAGCGGCUGUCCGAUCGCAGCUAUCCAUUUGCGCAAUACUAUGUUGCGGACGGCUACGCGUCCGGGUUGUUCAGCAAGGGCAAGGAGGACUACGAUCGAGCGUUUCCGCUGUUCGUGGCUGCCAGCAAGCACGGACAUGUCGAGGCGUGCUAUCGGGCGGCUCUGUGUUUCGAGUUUGGUUGGGGUACGCGGGUCGAGGCUGCUCGGGCGCAACAGUUCUACCGGCAGGCGGCAUCCAAGAACCACCCGGGCGCCAUGCUUCGGAUGUCCAGGGCAUGUCUCGCGGGCGACAUGGGCCUCGGCAAGCGCUAUCGCGAGGGGAUCAAGUGGCUGAAGCGCGCGGCCGAAUCUGCGGACGAGCAGUACAACUCGGGCCCCUAUGAGUUGGGAUUGUUGCAUGAAACGGGAUACGGCGAUGAUGUCUUUCCGGACCCUUCAUAUGCAGCUCAGUUGUUCACCAAGUCGGCGGAUCUGGGCCAUGUCGAGGCCAGCUACCGUUUAGGGGAUGCAUACGAACAUGGCAAGCUGGAUUGUCCGCGAGACCCGGCUCUGUCGAUUCACUUCUACACGGGAGCCGCGCAAGGCGGCCACCCCUUGGCGAUGAUGGCUCUUUGUGCUUGGUAUCUGAUCGGGGCUGAGCCCGUCCUUGAGAAGGAUGAAGAGGAGGCGUAUGAGUGGGCCAAACGUGCCGCUGAAACGGGUGAGUUGGCUGUUCGAGUGUGGCCGACUAGGUGCUGACUGUUCUUGUUGUAGGGCUGGUAAAAGCUCAGUAUGCGGUUGGCUAUUUCACCGAGACGGGAAUUGGCUGUCGACGCGAUCCUUUGCAAGCCAAUGUGUGGUAUGUCAAGGCGGCGGAGCAGGGCGAU
This is a messenger RNA of Aspergillus homomorphus CBS 101889, 2434 nucleotides long. It is a transcript of the gene chs3, whose product is annotated as putative chitin synthase activator (Chs3). Gene Ontology annotation, molecular function: protein binding. The coding region runs from base 420 to 2306 and encodes 628 amino acids. NCBI's taxonomy places the organism in Eukaryota, Fungi, Ascomycota, Eurotiomycetes, Eurotiales, Aspergillaceae. The transcript has 2 exons. The record is from RefSeq and is a predicted model, not a curated record.